Molecule: messenger RNA, 3393 nt
Organism: Acanthamoeba castellanii str. Neff
Lineage: Eukaryota; Discosea; Longamoebia; Acanthamoebidae
Product: C2 domain containing protein
Exons: 15
Coding region: 1-3393 (1130 amino acids)
Biological process (GO): cellular response to calcium ion
Cellular component (GO): plasma membrane
Molecular function (GO): calcium-dependent phospholipid binding
Source: RefSeq, a predicted model, not a curated record
AUGGAUCGUAGCGGGGACAGCGAUGACGACGAUCUGCGCUCGUCCGCCGGGUUCUCAUCGACGUCCGGAGACGAAAGCGAAGAGGAGAAGCUUCAGGCUUCGAUGUCGUCGCCCUGUUCGGCCUACCGCCUCACCUUCGGCGCAGCGGGUUUGCGCAAGAGGAAAGGCGAUCGCCUCGCCUCUCUGUACCAUCACCCCGAUGUAUGUCUGGCGCUCUACCUCGGCAAUCGCCCGUUGUGGAAGACCGAGGUGAUUAAACAGGCCACAGAGCCGGUGUGGGAAGCGUUCGUGCUACACCGUGAGAGGAUCGGCGCGGGCGACAUCUCCAACACCGUCCUUCGCGUCGAGGUGUGGGACUGGCGAGACGGAGAGGUGCAUCUCGUGGGCCAGGCGUCCGUGCCAUUCGAAACGCUCAUCACCCCCGGCUUCGAAGCUCCGCUCAUCAACCCCAAGAAGAAGAAUUCGUUUUCGCUGCGGGGCAAGUACAAGGAUUCGGGCAAGGUGCAGCUCAUGUCGGUCACGGAGGAGCGGGACCUGCGAUGGAGCGGGGAGCCGCCGCGCGGCUACGAGAUGGUCAUCCGCGGAGACAAGCUCGACGCCAAGGACAUCUCCAAAGUCAGCUCCUCCCACUCGUUCCUCCUCUUCAAGACCGCCCAGUCGCUCACCUACACUGGGCGGGGCGUGUAUAAGGGGGUCGUGCAUCGGACCGAGGUGGUCAAAGGAACCGUGCAGCCCCGAUGGAAGCCCAUUCUCCUCGAACUCGAUCACGUGCGCCUACUCGCCCUGGCCCGCGAGCGCACAAGCGAGGCUGACGUCGCUGGUGUGGGGGCGCUGGGCAAGUACUACUACGGCUGGCGGCGGCAGCAAAUCCUGCAUCCCUCGCGCGAGGUGGAGCAGCAGCAGCCCUGGCUCGACGAGUACAUCGUCAUCGAGUGCUGGAACUGGCAGGCGAACGGGCGGCAUGAGCUGAUCGGGGUGAGUUCCGUGCUGUGCAUGCGGGACUUCCUCACCUGCACGCGCUACCAGUUCACCCUCAUCAACAAGGAGAAGAAGGAGCGGUGCGUACCGGCUCCCACAUGCGUAGGUGUAGCUAUGUACGCGUUCGCUCAUAUAUACGCGGAGGCGUCGUCGACCAGGGAGGUGCCCGUGCUGAGCGACUUUGCGAAGGAGUUCACGGGCAUGAGCGUGCGCGUACCCUACCGCCACUCGGGCAUCCUCUACGUGGAGGCCAUCGAGACGAUUCCGGAGGAUUUGGACGAGCCGCAGCUCAUCCCGGAGGCCUUCAUCUUGGACAUGUCGGCCUCCAAGCUCGACAAUCGGGGCCUCGCCAAGGCCAUCAGCGCCGCUCCCAACCCAUUCCUGCGCAUUCGCACGGGCGCAUGGGGCGGCAAUCGGGUGAUCUUCCAGACGGAGCACGACAUCAAGACCGAGGAGCCCCACUGGAAGCCCUUCGCCCUCACCGUGGCUGACUGCGGAGGCAUCCGACAGAACAUCGUCAUCGAAUGCCGCAAUUACGCCGCCUCCGGUGAGGACGAGUUGAUCGGCCAAUUCGAGGCCUCGCUCGUCGAGUUGACAUCGGAGAAGCUCGACACCUACUUCUUUGUCAACCCGUCCAAAAUUGACUGGUUUGCCCACCACCACCGCCACCACCACCACCACAGGAGGAUCGGGUACCGUCAUUCGGGCAAGCUUAAGGUGUGCUAUUUCCGCCCCAUAUCGGCGCAGGAGGCCCUGGAGUUCAUCGAGGGCUACCACGUCACCCUGGCGCCCCUCCUGCUCGCGCCCCCUCCACUCUUCCCCCACGCCAGGAUGCCCCACGGGUGCUUCGUGAAGGUGUGGAAUGUGGAGGAGGGCGUGCUGGCCGCCCAGACGGAAGUUAUCCUGCCGGAGACUGUGCGGCAGGACCGAUGGCGGCCGAUGGUGCUAGACAUCGGCAAAGUGCCGUCCAUCGACACGCCCCUCGACUUUGAUAUUUGGUGGAAGAACAACGAAGACGAGGAGAUGGACCUCCUGCUGGGCACAUUCCGGGCCACCCUGCGGCGCUUCGCCAACUACCAGAAGUCGCCCCAGUUCCCCAUCGGGCGCCCGGUCGAUGCGCAGCAGCACCAGCUCUCCUCGGCCGUGGUGGGUCUGCCUAUGGCCCGCGGCAGCGAGCACAGCGUCUCCAUCCACCGCAGCGGCGAGGGCAACUACGAGGAGGUCCACAUCCACGCCUCUGGCGCGGAUACGACGGCCAAGUCCAAGCCCAGGACUGGCGGCAAGUCCCAGGGCGGCAAGGGCGAGUACGAGGACAUCGUCAACGGCAAGGGCAAGGAGAAGGAAGUCGAUAACGACGACGAUGACACCAACAACAGCCCAAAGGGGAGCGCGAAGAAGGGGAAGAGAGGACGCAAGAGCAACAAGCAGUCGCGGCAGCAGGGAGGAGGACCCCAGAGCGAGGGGUCGGACCCGCUGAGCCGUCUGCGACGGAAGACGGAGGACGUGCUGGGCAGCGGCAACGGCAGUCGCGGCACGCGCACGUCGCCCGGCACCAAGAAGCCCGCCUCGGCCGAGCGACGCUCGUCCCUCGGCUACCUCGCCGUCAAGGAGGCACGCGACUUCCUCUCUUUUUGGGUGGUGGGUGUGUCAGAGGUGGAUCUGACGCCGCUGAGGAAGAAGAAGAACAAGCAGGCCAAGGGCGAGAGCGGUGGAGGUGAGCGCGUGCUGAGCUACGCCAAGACGAUCACGCACAACCUGCUCCCGCUCAUGAAGACCCGAGGCGAGCGCUCGGGGCUCGACGACAGCUCCGCCGUGGCGACCGAGAGCGAGUACCCCACCGACACCGGCGCCUCGUCGUCGUCCGUCACCCCUGACCGCACCAAGGGCGGGGCCAUGAAACCCGCGUGGAGCUUAUCCAGCAUGAUCCCCAAGAGCAACUCCAAGGACCUGCGCCACCAAGUCGGCUCCAAGCGACGGCGAAAGCACGAACAGGCAAUCCACGACACCAACUACAUCGAUCUAGUCGAGCCCAGCCCGGUCCUCCCCAAGGAGGACCAACCGGCGGGCGAAGAGACGGAAACGGAGGAGACGGAGACGGAGAGUGAGGAGGAGAGGGAAGAGGAGGAGGAGCGGAGCGCGGAGAGCAGUGAGUCGCGGUCACGCCACACGACGUCGCCCGAGGGGACGGACGGGAGCGACAACUACGCCGACGCGUCGGCGAUGGAAGACGACCGCGAUGGCGCUGGCGAUGUGAAUAGCAAGGCGGCGAGGGAAGGAGGCGGAGGAGACGACGUGAAGCGAAAUAAGAAGGCAACAGCGAAGGAGAAACGAGACAUCAAGGAAAGGAAGGAGGAGAAGGCGCUGGACAAGAAGAAGAAGAAGAAGGGAGGCCCGGUCUACGCCGUCCUCUCCUGA